Molecule: messenger RNA, 2043 nt
Organism: Melitaea cinxia (Glanville fritillary)
Lineage: Eukaryota; Metazoa; Arthropoda; Insecta; Lepidoptera; Nymphalidae
Gene: pb
Product: homeotic protein proboscipedia
Exons: 3
Coding region: 1-2043 (680 amino acids)
Biological process (GO): regulation of DNA-templated transcription
Molecular function (GO): DNA binding; DNA-binding transcription factor activity, RNA polymerase II-specific
Source: RefSeq, a predicted model, not a curated record
AUGCAAGAAAUAUGCAACACCGCCGCGCUGCCGCUCGACAGUAACCCCUUGGUUCGCAAAAUAAAAUGCGAAGAGUUCCCUGUCAGAGGAAAACAACCACCAAGAAUUGGCAUGGGGGUGCGCGAUGAAAUGGAAGAGGAGUUUGCGGUGAAAACGAGGAAUACACCGCCAAUGGGCCCUGCACCGGGACAAGAGCAUCCGCGCAUGGAACAUGGGGGCAAUGGUUUCUGGCUGGCAGCAGUCACAGCUGCUGGGGCUCCCCAUCCCAUGCUCGAAACUUGUACGGAAACUGGCUUUAUUAACAGUCAGCCUUCGAUGGCAGAAUUCAUGACUGCAUUACCCCAAUUAGGGGGUGGUGAAUUAAGUCCACAACACACUCCACCCGGGUAUGCUCCAGAUCUUCCAUCUCCUGGCGGUGGCCUCAACGUGCCUGAAUAUCCGUGGAUGAAAGAGAAAAAGACGACCAGAAAGAACAGCCAACAAGAGAAUGGUUUGCCUCGUCGACUACGGACAGCCUAUACAAACACACAAUUGUUGGAGUUAGAAAAAGAAUUUCACUUUAACAAGUAUCUUUGCAGACCGAGAAGAAUUGAGAUUGCUGCGUCACUAGACCUCACAGAAAGACAGGUCAAAGUGUGGUUUCAAAAUCGUCGUAUGAAACACAAGAGGCAAACCCUAAGCAAAAGUGAAGAUGGUGACGACAAAGACUCUACAACAUCAGAAGGAGGCAAGAGUUCUAAAACAGGGUUGGAAAAAUUCCUAGACGACGAUGGUCCAUUAUCCGGUAAAAAAAGCUGCCAAGGCUGUGAGCUACCACCGGGUGCUUUGUGCUCACCAGCUGAAGAUCUUCCCGAACUAGCAUCACGGACAAGAAACAAUAAUACACCGAGUGCUACUAACAACAACAGCUUUGCAAGUGAUGGCGCUUCAAGCGUGGCCUCUUCGUCUUCUCUCGAUAAGCUGGCUGAAGAAGAUUCUAGAGAAGGAUUACUACCAUCGAAUGCCGCCACGACAGCUCCUAGAAAUCUAGCCAAGCGUAUAAAACAAGAAUCAAGAAAACGCUCUCCGUCAUUAGAUGCAACAGGAUGCAAAGUUUCACCGUCUUCAUCAAAAGAUGGCCUCGUUGGUGCGACAGGUAUAACCGAUGGUGGCAAAUUUUCAUCGGUUAAUUUAACCCCGUCAUCUACUCCAGGUACACCUUCCAGUGUGCAUCAGAGUCCGCUAGGACUAUACCCUCGACCAUCACCACCACAUGUGCCCCCUGGCCCUCCGCUACCUCAAGCCGUACCUAACGCUAUGCCUCCCUACGUUAUAAGAGGAAACGCUCCACCUGGUCAAUUCGUCCCUCAUCCAGACUUUCGUAUGGAUGCGAAACAAUUUGUUGGUAAAUUAGCGCAAUAUCAACAAAACAGUAGAUCUUAUGAGGCAUAUGGACCAACUUUGCAAGGAAGUGAUCAACACGUGUACGUACGAAAUCAACAACACUCGAGACAGCAAGAAGGAUCGCCCGGUACAAGACCAACAAAUGGUUUAGGAUCGAGGCAAUCUUACCCACAUGAAAUGUAUCAAAACUAUGGAUAUGCAAAUUACAACAAAGAUCAAGUUGCAUACGGCCAUCCCGGAUACGAUCAAACGCAAGGAUAUCCUGGAGAACAUAUGGGUUAUCCGAACAGUCACUACGGGUACCAUUACCACGAAAGCGGAACCCACGAUCAUACUCACGCCUAUUACAGUAGUGAUGGGCAAAAAAGUGUACAUGCUAAUGAUUACACUAAAAAUGCUUAUUACGAUACUAACUCAUACAGUAGCCAACAAAAUGCCCCAAAUACGACGAAUUAUGCGGCCAGCGGACCGCAGGGGCCUACUCCAAGUGAGGCAUAUGGGGGCACAGGAGAGUGCGGAGAUGGAUACGGUUCUUUCCAACAAUUUUAUGAAGCGACACACAACACUCCUGCCACGGGUGACAAUUCCAACUCAUCAUCAGAUUUUCAUUUCCUAAGCAACUUAGCAAACGAUUUCGCUCCGGAAUAUUACACCAUUUGA